Malaya genurostris is the source of this 2709-nucleotide messenger RNA. RefSeq names its product transmembrane protein 170A. The transcript is spliced from 2 exons. Bases 1126 to 1518 code for a protein of 130 amino acids. The record is from RefSeq and is a predicted model, not a curated record. NCBI's taxonomy places the organism in Eukaryota, Metazoa, Arthropoda, Insecta, Diptera, Culicidae.
UGAGAAAAAAACUGUCAAACAAAGAUUCACCAUCGGAAACGCAAGAGCAGGACAUCAGGUCUGAUUACCUUUUAAUGGUGUCGUAAAAUACAUAUUUUCUCACGGUUUGUAUCGAAUUAAGAAAACGGAUACAUUCAAUGAUGCGGGAGUGUAAACAUGAACUGUUUUAGAAAACCAUUAGAGGCAAUUGUGUGUUGGUUUGUCUUUUUCGAAUGCACCCCAUUUUGGAACUAGUGGAUUGUUCAUGUGGUAGGUAAAUGUUUGAUGGCCUCUCAAGAAAAACUUCGAGGCAGGGGAGUGAACUUAAAAAACGUAGUAAUCAGUUGUUAUUUGUGUAGUAACCAUUCGUUAUAUGUGUACAAACAAAAUGAAAAAACUGAAGAGCAUUCACGGAAAGUGAAUCUUAAAAGUGACUAUUGACUCAAGGCUGACGUAUUUGUAGUUACUGGUUGGUGAAUGAAAAAGAUGGAAGAAGUGCCGGAAUGAAGCGAUGAGUAUAGUGCCUAGUUCAAUUAGCCAAUAGUAAAAAAACAACGACGUAGUGGAUAGCCCCACUAAAUGUGUAUUAAAUGUUUGCUGCUAAACCGAGAUUAAGGAUCAUAGUCAGAGCAAGCUACAACUGAUAGAAAGAAUCACACAAUGGUGCACAGUAGUGCGUACUUCUCGCACUAUCUGCUGCGACCACCUCCAUCAUCGCCAAGAAUAUCUCAGCAGCUGUCUGCCAGUAGUUAUCGCCAUCGGAAAUCUUCUGCCAUUAGGAAGUGCAUCUUGCCAUCAUUACCGCGACUAACCGAGACGUCAAUUUUAUCCGAUAAACCCACUUUACUAGUAUCGUCAUCGCUACUGUCGUCGUUGUCGUCGUCGUCGUCGUCGUACGCAGCGGAAUCAUCGCAGGACAAUCAGCAUUCAGUAACGAACAGUAAGCUGUUUUGGUCCAUAGAUUCAUCGCUACGGGAUCGUUCUUAGAUCAAUUACUCGAUAUCAAAGCAUCAAACGACUGCAGUUGGUUAGGUUCCUGCGGUGCCACAUAGGUGGUAAGAACGGAUCAGAGAUUAGUAAUAAUAGACUUCUUAGGAGUUAAGAUAAACGAAAAAGCAAAACCUUCUUGGUUUCUCGGCGAAAGCGAUGUAUUCCGAUACCAUCGCGGAGCUGGACACGAUAGCCAAUGUGAUCGGUCUGCGAGGUGUUGGUACUAGUACAUUAAUCAAGUUUGUGGAUAUGUGGUACCAUGUGUUCCUGUGGGCUCUGUUUUCGUCGAUUAUCAUUCACACCGGGGCAGCGGUGAUUGCGUUUGUAACUCUGCGUAAGCACAAGUUUGGCCGUUUCUUCUCUAUAUUUAUUCUGGUGAUGGGUGUGGUGUCUCCUGUUACCGGGGGCACCGUUAGCAGUGCUACCAUUGCCUUUGUACAUAGAGCCUCGAAUCUGCCAAUGUCACCCAUCCUGGCAAUGGUGUAUGGCGUAGGUCAGACUAUCCUGUCGGCGUGUCUCGGAUUCACGCGAGUACUAGCGACAUUGUAAAUGCGUAUAUCUGUUCUUCGGUGGUAAGUGUUUUUUGUGACACUAGAACUAGACAGACCGCUACAAAACUCAUGCAACCUACACACAUCUAAAUUAUUGUACUAGUAGAAAUUCUAAAUAGAACAGAAACAUAGGCAAAAUAUUAGUCAUUUUACGAUAGACCAGGUUUUUAUCAAAAUGCGGAAAAGAAGAAGAAAAAGAUGAACAUGUAUAAAAAAAUGUGUUCCAGAAGAAUCUACGUAAUGGCCAUUGGGGACAAGAAAUGGUUAUUAACAAUGAAAUGUAUCAAUAAACUGCUAUCGAAAAAGCUGAUAUAAACAUAAUGUGAAAGGAAAUGACAAGGGAAGUUAUUACAAAGCGAAUGAAAACAACAAAACGGAACAGUGAUAUAUACCUAAUACAAAAAUAAUUGAACCUAAUUAGUAGCAAAAAAAAAAAUUAAAUGGUAUAAUAUAAAGUUAGUUAAUGGAAUCAAACGCCACUAUAACGAAACCUAUAUGUGCUAUCAUUAUCACUAUCAACCAACUAAGAAACGAUAAACAGUGCUUUUGCUAUCAUUCGGUCCAAGCGUCCCUUUUUUGCAUCAACGUGUAUCCUUUCGCCUUCGUACGAAGAAUACAUCAUUCAGCAUAUCGUUAAUACCAGUAGACGGAAGCAAUUAUUUAUUUGACAAUUGCUGCGGUUUUCAGUGAAAUGUUUCCAUCUCUUUCUGCCACCCCAACAUCAAUCCAUUCUAAAGAAGAAAAAAAACUAAGCUUUGCAGUGUUUCCGAGUGUUAUUCGUUUCUGUUUUCAUCUUAUGAGUCUUGCUAGUAAAAGUUGUGUAUUUUUCUCUCAAUAGUUAUAGUAGCAAUGUAUGUAUAUUUUGUUUAGAUCUUACACUUCCUUGAAAACAGGCGUGCAUCUCCUUAGUUAUUAGGCGAAAAGGUGGGAAUCAAUAAUACGGUUUAAUAAUGAAAGGGAUUGUAAUGAAAGGAAAAUAUACUAGGACUGCAAGCAAAGAGAUGGUGAAUAUUGUGUUUAAGCCGAAGUCAAAUUCUCUCUAAAUUAAAGAAAAAAAUAAUCAAGAUAUACUAAGUAUAAGCAAACAACAACAACAAAACAAAUCAACUCCCUCUUCUUGCUUAAGAUGGAGCAGGUUUUAAUCGUAUUGAAUAAAUGAGUAAUACAAAUAAAUCGAUAAUGAAUUAAA